GGGAGCCAUAAAAGGCAAAGGCUCGCAAUGCAAGAAGAUCAGGCAGUAGGAAGUAUUUUCCUACACGUUUGCUGGUUCGUUUCGAUGUAUUUACAGUUUUACCAUGGUAAGUCAAUAUUUUCAGAUCAGGCCUCUCUUGCUGCGAAGUGCGACAGGUGGUUUAGUUGA
This is a messenger RNA of Amoebophrya sp. A25, 168 nucleotides long. The record is from the annotation of a GenBank genome assembly. Lineage: Eukaryota; Dinophyceae; Syndiniales; Amoebophryaceae.